This is a messenger RNA of Blepharisma stoltei, 204 nucleotides long. NCBI's taxonomy places the organism in Eukaryota, Ciliophora, Heterotrichea, Heterotrichida, Blepharismidae. The record is from the annotation of a GenBank genome assembly.
AUGGAAGAUUCGGAAAGUAAUGUUUCCUAUUCUUCUUCCUUUUGUGAAGAAAACGGAGCUUUACAGGAUGAAUUUUUCGAACUUUUACUAUUAAAUGGACUUAUUGAUACAGGAUUACUUGAUAAUUCUGAAUCAGAGUAUGAAUGAAAUGAUAGUGAUACAGAAAAUGUUGAUACAGAUGACAAAAUAUUGGAGAGUUUUUAA